Molecule: messenger RNA, 351 nt
Organism: Aspergillus chevalieri
Lineage: Eukaryota; Fungi; Ascomycota; Eurotiomycetes; Eurotiales; Aspergillaceae
Exons: 2
Coding region: 1-351 (116 amino acids)
Source: RefSeq, a predicted model, not a curated record
AUGAUCACUCGAAAGGCUCAUCCAAAAAGCCCCGACGAAAGGGAAUACGCCCUCCUCUCGGACCCCGAAUCAGACCUCGACUCCGAUUCUGACCAUGCAGUCACCUGUGCACACAUCGAAGACCUCGACAACCAAUACAAUAUUCAAGAUACCAGUGUCCAAGGCAACCCCACUGUACGACUCGCGGGCGAAUAUCCACGGCCCCGGACACCACCGAAAGCAAAGACAAAGACCACGACCAAGGCCGAGGUGGAGGUGAAAGAACGAUAUGUACGGUUCGGGAUUGGUGGUGCGGGGAAUAUGCGGAGGGUCCUCGUGCGAGACGAACGGUUAGUUCGGGUUAUUUCGUGA